This is a messenger RNA of Sebastes umbrosus (honeycomb rockfish), 2670 nucleotides long. RefSeq lists its product as uncharacterized. Bases 95 to 982 code for a protein of 295 amino acids. The transcript is spliced from 6 exons. Gene Ontology annotation, cellular component: membrane. Lineage: Eukaryota; Metazoa; Chordata; Actinopteri; Perciformes; Sebastidae. The record is from RefSeq and is a predicted model, not a curated record.
UGUAAAACUAAAGAAGAGUAAAUGAUGAGUGAAGCUGCAGCUCUUCCAGUGAGGACAGCACACACAGAGCAGAGAGACGGUCUACCUGGACAUCAUGGAUCACCUGUUGGUGCUGCUGCUGCUGCUGCUGUGGAACUCAGGACUCCAGGCUGAAGAAAAUCACAACUCAACAGAGCCUGUCAGGUUGGUGGGAGGAGACAGUCGCUGUGCAGGAACACUGGAGCUGAAACAUCAGGGAGACUGGAGACCAGUGAGUGGCUCUGACUCUUACUGGACCCUGAAGGAAGCAGCAGCUGUCUGCAGAGACUUGGACUGUGGCUCUGCUGUUUCUGUAGAAGAGAGAGAGGGGUCCUCAAAGAGAUCUAUGUGGAGGAUCAGCUCUUACUGUGUUCAGUCUAGAUCUACUCUGAGGGAGUGUGCAGCAUCACAUUCCUCUAGAUACAUCCUGAAUCUCACCUGCUCAGACCUGCUGCUUCAGCCCAACAUCUCUGGGUCCUCCUCCGUGGACCGGGUCUCCGAGGCCCAGCAGCAGGGGUUUCACGUGCUCAGGGGCUCCACCUUCACCAUCAGCUGCUCCGUCCAGCCACAGUACCCAGGAGGCUCCUUCCAGCUCACCUUCACCUCCUCCACCUCAGCACUCAAGUACACCCAGCCAGCUGUCAAUCACUCCGCCCACUUCCUGUUUCCUGCUGCAGAGCCCGCCCACCAAGGAAGCUACAGAUGUGUUUAUCACGUCUAUGUUUUUUCUCACGACUUCUUCUCUGAGAGCCGUCUGAUCUCUCUCACCGUCGCAGAUCUAAGGCCUUUCAUCAUCAGAGCCAUCGUCCUGCCGCUGAUUCUGCUGUUGGAGAACAUUGGCCUUUAUUUCUACUAUAAGGGCAAGAGGGGGCAGAGGCCGAGCAGACGGGAGAAGGCUGAGCCGGAUUAUUAUAACCUGGGUGUUCCUGCAGCUGAAGAGGAAGGAGCUCAGGGAGCAGAGUAGCACCUCCAAGGAGCUCAUCUCACAUCCAGAUGGAUUUAUAACACAACCCAGCAGCAGCUCAUUUUAGACGCAUGUUCCCUUUAAACAAGAAGGCUGCUUCUAUUCUAUUACAUCAUAUACUAUAUCUGUUUCACUCUCAACAUGAAAACCAACAAUGUGUUAGUCUCUUGUAGCCCAUUGGUUCCUCCUGAAGAUGUAAAUCUCUAAAAACACCUCACAAACAUAAAGUGUCAUUGAAAACUAGACUUGAAAGCAGGAAUACCGGAGUCCGACCCAGGCCGAUCGGGAACAGUGCUUUAUAUUAAAUUAAGAUAAAUGUAGAACAUUGAUAUAUAUCCUCUAAAGUCUGUAUUACCUGUCAAAUCUGAAGACAAUUGAAGAAUGAAAUCCUGAGAUCAGAGUAAAAACAUGUUGGAUCUGUAGAUCUGGAGCACAUCCAGGGUUGGUGAAGCACAUCUGCUGCCACGUUGACAAUCUGUUGGUGUUUGUGAUUCAAAAAUAUCUAUAAUGAAUGAAUCAAAGUCAUGUAGCCAGCAAACACAGUAGAGUAUUAAAAACCAGAGGCUGUUUUCACACCAGUUUCAUCUGGUUAGUGACACAUGAACUUUAUGAGCUCACUUUAGCGCCCCCUUGUGGUUCACAUGGCUCAUUUAUUGUUGUGAGCAGGACCACAUUUAGCUUAUAAAAUAACCAUAAUAAUACCAUUGGGAGCAAAAAUAUAAGAGUAUUAACAGCUUAUAGUGUGAUGAAGGAAUUUUAGUAUUUCAUUAGAAUUUAGCUUAAUUUUGUACAUAAGGAAAAUUUGUAAUUGAAGAUUUUACUUUUACUUUUUUCUAAUGAAGGAUUUUGCUUAUUUCAUAACAAUUUCACUUAAUGUUGUAAUCAAGAAUUUUGCAAAUUUUCAUGAUUAAGUACUUAUUUUUUAAGAAUUUUACUUAAUGCUGUAAUAAAGGAUUUGAUGAUUUUUAUUAUUAAGUAAUUUACUUAUUUUUUUAAGAAUUUUACUUAAUUGUUUUAAUUAAGUAAUUUUCUUAUUACAUAAGUAUUUUACUUAAUUUUAUUUCAGUAGAAUUUGGCUAAUUUCUGUAAAUAAGGUGUUUACUUAAUUUUGCACUUAAAGAAUGUGCUUAAUUUCUAUGAAUUUUACUUUUGUAUUUAAGGAAUUUACCAAAUUUUGUACUUUGGGAAUUUUGUUGAUGUUGUACUUAACAAAUUUACACAAAUUUAUAAUUGAGGAUUUUACUUUUAUUACUUUUUUUCUAAUGAAGGAUUUUGCUUAUUUCAUAAGAAUUUCACUUAAUGCUGUAAUAUAGGAUUUGAUCUUUUUUAUAAUUAAGUAAUUUACUUAUUUUUUAAGAAUUUUACUUAAUUUCUUUAAUUAAGGAUUUUUUUUAUUAUAUAAGAAUUUUACUUUAUUUUAUUUCAGUAGAAUUUGGCUAAUUUUUGUACAUAAGGAGUUUACUUAAUUUCGCACUUAAAGAAUGUGCUUAAUUUCUAUGAAUUUUACUUUUGCAUUUAAGGAAUUUAUUGAAUUUUGUACUCUAGGAAUUGUCUUGAUGUUGUACUUAACAAAUUUACACAAAUUUAUAAUUGAGGAUUUUACUUUUACUACUUUAUUUCUAAUGAAGGAUUUUGCUCAUAUCAUAAGAAUUUCACUUAAUGUUGUAAUAAAGAAUUUUGCAAAUUUU